UCACAUUUUUGUCACCCCCACCAUUAACACACUCUCUCUCUCUCUACGCAUAAAAGCAUAACUUCCACGACCCCCACAAACACCCAGAACCAGAAUGGCAACUUCCUCAACACCCAUCUCCUUUCUUUUCCUCUUCUUCCUCUGCAACUCUCUCUAUUCCUCAGAUGCUGUGGAGCUGAUAGUGGUGAACAACUGCAAGGAGGCAGUGUGGCCAGGCAUCCUCGGUGGUGCCGGACACGACUCCCCUGAGGACGGCGGCUUCCUCCUCGAACCCGGCCAACAAACAGUCGUGAAGGUGCCCCAAGGAUGGUCAGGACGGCUCUGGGGCCGCCAGGGUUGCUGCUUCGACAACAACAACAAGGGAACCUGCGAAACCGGAGACUGCGCCGGCCUCCUACACUGCAAGGGCAUGGGGGGCAUACCGCCUGCGACAUUAGUCGAAAUGACAUUUGGUACCGUGCAGUCUCCUCUGCACUAUUACGACGUUAGCUUGGUCGAUGGCUUCAACCUUCCGGUCGCCAUGGUCCCGGUCGGUGGUGGCAUCGGGUGUGGGAUCGCCUCUUGCGAGGCCAAUUUAAACGUCUGCUGCCCUUCGGCUUUCGAGAUCAAACGGGGACAGAGGGUGGUGGGGUGCAUGAGCGCGUGUUUGGCUCUCAAAACUUCCAAAUACUGCUGUACUGAAGAGUAUGCGUCCUCCGCGAGCUGUAAGGCUACUAUCUUCUCCCACUUGUUCAAGGCUGUAUGCCCGAGGGCGUAUAGCUAUGCUUUCGAUGACGCGGCAAGUCUAAGGACGUGCCGAGCACCGAGGUAUGUCAUCUCCUUCUGCCCAAGCUUGCAUUGAUGCAAUGCGUGAGCAGGAGGAGGAGGACGACGACGACGAGGAGGAGAAGCUUGGAAUUGUUAGGAGUAUUUGCUCUUGUCUUCAUUCUUGUGUCUUUUGGGUUAGAUGGGUAAUGCAUUUUGGGUUAGAUGGGUAACGUUAGGAUUUAUUUUGUUUUUCUCUCUUAUGCAUACUUGUAAUUGAAUCAUGGCUUUUGUUAGUAACUAGUAGAAUUUGAUUUUUUCUUUUUUUUUUAAUGGAUGUAGUUUGUAUGAGGUCUGUAUA
Amborella trichopoda is the source of this 1105-nucleotide messenger RNA. Its product is annotated as Pathogenesis-related thaumatin superfamily protein. Lineage: Eukaryota; Viridiplantae; Streptophyta; Magnoliopsida; Amborellales; Amborellaceae. The record is from RefSeq and is a predicted model, not a curated record.